CCCACUUUGUCAUCAACACCUUCUCAUGAAGUACCGCACAAUUUCUUGUGGUUGACACAAAGCAAGAGUGGUUCAAGUUUUCUGACCAUCACCCAGCCUAGUGAAACAUUUCCCACCACUUCUAGUGCUUGCUCUCUGAGUCUCUGCAACACUGAAUUGCUUCUCUGCAAACUUAUCAGUAGAUUAUCAAUGGAAGAUGAUAGCGGCUACACUGCUCUGUACUUCCAGUCUCAUAGGAGGGGCUCGCAAGCUCUCUGUGCAGCUGGGAAACAAGAUGCUCCCCAGUGUCCCCGAUGGCACCGUAUCACUCUGUGGGUAGGAUUCAUUUGGAAUAUCAUCCUGGUGGCAAUCGUUAUAGUUUUGGCUGUGCACUUGGAGAAAGGAAAAUCUGAUGCAGAUGUUGGCAGAGCAAAAUGCAGCACCUCUUUAGAUGAUUUCCAGGCCCGUCUAAACAGGGAGCUCUGCAACCAAAGCCAGGACAGAUCCUCAGUCAAUUCCACUUGCAGAAUCUGCCCUGUAAACUGGCUUCUCUACAGGGACAAGUGCUACUGGAGAUCAGAGGAUAUGAAACGCUGGAAGGACAGCCAAGCUGAUUGUGCGACAAAGAAUUCUCAUCUGGUGGUGAUCCAAGAUGAGGAGGAGAUGAAGUUCAUAAAACAAAAUAUGCAGGAUAAGUCUGUUCUCUACUGGAUUGGACUCUACUCGUCUUUAUCAGAGGAGAAAUGGGCAUCAGUUACAGGUUCCCAGCUUGAUCCAAACAUGCGUUGCCUCUACCAGUUUCACUUGUUUCCUGCACUGCCCUUUUAAUAUAAAACAGUAGUCAUACAGAAGAGGGGAACAUAUCAGGCAAUAACAAAAUAACAAAAAUAAAGAUGAUAAAAACAUUGUGGAGGACUAAAAAUAAAGACAUUGCUAUGUUAGGAUCCAUUCUUGAUCAUCCCAGAGUGCAGGACAUGAAAUAAUAGGUUCAAGUUAUAGGAGGCCAGAUUUCAGCUGAAUAUCAGGAAAAUGUCUUACCUGUUAGAAUAGUGUGACAAUGAAACCAAUUAUCUCAGGAGGUGGUGAGCUGGAGGGA
Messenger RNA from Pogona vitticeps (central bearded dragon), 1075 nucleotides. RefSeq names its product killer cell lectin-like receptor subfamily F member 1. Gene Ontology annotation, cellular component: plasma membrane; cell surface. Gene Ontology annotation, molecular function: signaling receptor activity. NCBI's taxonomy places the organism in Eukaryota, Metazoa, Chordata, Lepidosauria, Squamata, Agamidae. The record is from RefSeq and is a predicted model, not a curated record. Gene Ontology annotation, biological process: regulation of natural killer cell mediated cytotoxicity.